This is a messenger RNA of Lindgomyces ingoldianus, 1008 nucleotides long. RefSeq lists its product as uncharacterized. Lineage: Eukaryota; Fungi; Ascomycota; Dothideomycetes; Pleosporales; Lindgomycetaceae. The transcript is spliced from 13 exons. The coding region runs from base 1 to 1008 and encodes 335 amino acids. The record is from RefSeq and is a predicted model, not a curated record.
AUGCUGGAUUCGUCGCUUUCUCCGUUAAGCUCCCUUCCACAUGCCUACCGCUGGAUACUAGCAGCUGGAUAUUGCGAUGAUGCUGCCUCUUACACAGUAUCACGUACACUUGACUUCGAACUGUAUCCUAUUUCGAGGGUAAGACAUAAUUCACUAGCUUCUGAGCUCAUGUAUUGCAGAUACGUUAGGUAUAUUCUAAGAGGCCAGGAACCACUUCCCACUCAUAUGUUUGAUAUGCCACUCUGGAUACUAAUUAUGAAACUUCCACUCCAUGAAGAUUUCUCUUCGAUAUUCAGACACCGCUCUCCACCGGGUGGUUUCUCACAUGGCUAUCAAGCCAAUGAUAUGCGAAGAAGUAUUGCGAGACAUUUCAAAAUCCCCACAUUACUUGGGUCUCAAAAGCCGAAUGUCCACAACCUGUGCCGCUUUUGGAAUUCCUCCCCUAUCAUGAACACUGAGUGGGAUAUAUUAAUGCCGCUAUCAUGUCUCAAAGUUCGGCGAUGCUGGGGCCGUUGCAAGCAAGAAGAGCGCUGCCGUGACAUCCCGUUCACGCCUCCUCCCAACUCUCCACUACAUGAAAUCUGUUCUGAGGCCAGUAUUUCAAAUCCCCACAAUGCGGCUGGCGCUUCCGAGUAUCUUUCUCAACCUACUACCAUCGCACCAUAUUACCUUCUCCACCAACGCAAAUCUGAAACAUCUUUCCUAACUCCGACGGCCAAAUUCUCCGCUGACAGCAGACACGAGGUGUUCGCCUCAGGAUCGCGUUACCUCAAUCUCUCUUCUCCCAAUCAAACUCUUAUUCCAUUUGCAUUAACAUCGCAACUUUAUGAAUCUCUCAAAAGCUUUCCUUUCUCAUACGCUCGUUGCUCUACAGUACGAUAUCCAAUAUCGCUUCACAUGAUCCACUACUACCGAACUCCGCUUCCCUCACCUCUCCCUACCCACAACAAUAUCUUCCUAAUUCUUACUCACUCCGAGCACUGUCCCACAGUUCACAACCUGUCUUAG